CACUCCACACCACCCCGCAAAUCAUGCCUUGAUGAAACACUUUACUUCAACACCAAACCCCUUUCACUCUACAUAACCCUACUCUUCCUUAACUCACUCACUUCACACUUCCAUGGCAACACCUAUCACUCAUUUGCUUUCUUUUUUCUUGUUGUUCAGCAUCUUCCACUGCACAUUAUCUCUUCUGGACCCACAAGAUGAUGUUGGGUUUCUAGUUGAACCUGAUGAUGUUAACAUCGUCCAAAACAAUAGAAAUUCUAGCAAAAGAUGUGACUUUUCUGUUGGAAAAUGGGUUUAUGAUGAAUCUUACCCUCUUUAUGAUCCUAACUGCCCUUAUCUUAGUACUGCAGUUACUUGUCAGAAGAAUGGGAGGCCAGAUUCCGAUUAUGAGAAGUGGAAGUGGAAGCCAAGUGGUUGCUCCAUCCCAAGGUUUGAUGCACUGAAGUUUCUUGGAAAAAUGAGAAGGAAGAGAAUAAUGUUGGUGGGUGAUUCAAUAAUGAGAAAUCAGUGGGAAUCUUUAGUAUGCUUAGUACAAGGUGUAAUUCCAACUGGUAGAAAAAGGGUGACCUACCAUGGACCUGCAAUGGCCUUCCAUUCAAUGGAUUUUGAGACAUCAAUUGAGUUUCUUUGGGCACCACUGUUAGUGGAACUGAAGAAAAGUCCAGAAAACAAGAGAGUCUUACAUUUGGAUUUGAUUGAGGAGAAUGCGAAGUAUUGGAGAGGAGUUGAUAUCCUUGUAUUUGAUUCAGCUCAGUGGUGGACUCACUCCGAUAAAACAAGCUCGUGGGAUUACUACAAGGAGGGAAGUAAUCUGAUAAAAAACAUGAGUCUUAUGGUUGCUUAUCAAAAAGGACUGAGUACAUGGGCAAGGUGGGUGGAUCUAAAUCUAAACCCUCAAAAAACCAAAGUCAUUUUCAGAAGCAUGUCACCUAGGCAUAACAGGGAAAAUGGUUGGAAAUGCGACAAUCAGAAACAGCCUCUACCAUUUUUCAGCCUUCAACAACAUGCUCCUGAACCGUUGGUUGUUCUCCAAGGAGUGCUGAAGAAAAUGAGGUUUCCGGUAUACCUGCAAGAUAUUACGACAAUGACUGCCUUACGCAGAGAUGGACAUCCUUCAGUGUAUAGGAAGGCAACCAGCCAAGAUGAGAAACAAAGAAUGGGCCAUUCCUCUGAUUGCAGUCAUUGGUGCCUCCCUGGUGUGCCUGAUAUUUGGAAUGAGAUGUUGAGUGCGCUGCUUUGACCGUAAAUGUAAUAGAAUUUAAUAUCGUAAUUAGGUCCUGAACUAAUAUACUUUUUGUAAUUAGGUCCUCUUAGUCAACUGUUAGUUAACAUGUAAUGGAAGGACCUAAAGUUGGCAGCAUUGUAACCAUAUAGGAUAAGUAUGAUUUUGUUUUCAACCAUCAACUUUCUUGCGUAAAGAUGAACGUGAAAUCAACAUGGAAGAUUUCAUUAGAAAAAGUUGGUGGAGGUGUCAAAGCCGCUGCAGUCUGGUUUUUGUAUCUUGGAUUCUGCAACUUGGUUGGCGUUCUGCUGUGGUGGUGGUGUGGUUUUGUUUCUGCAGAAAGUUGUGCUAGUUUUGGUUCAAUUCCUCCUUUGUUUGGUGGAAUUCUUCUGUGUAGGAGGAGGGGCUUUGGUGUGUGGUUUUCUGUUUUCCAUGUGAGUCUAUUAUCAGUUUAGCAAGUUGCAUCAUAUAUUGUCUUAAAAAGGA
This is a messenger RNA of Medicago truncatula (barrel medic), 1708 nucleotides long. RefSeq names its product protein trichome birefringence-like 36. Bases 113 to 1240 code for a protein of 375 amino acids. Gene Ontology annotation, cellular component: Golgi apparatus. Lineage: Eukaryota; Viridiplantae; Streptophyta; Magnoliopsida; Fabales; Fabaceae. Gene Ontology annotation, molecular function: O-acetyltransferase activity. The transcript is spliced from 5 exons. The record is from RefSeq and is a predicted model, not a curated record.